Messenger RNA from Zea mays, 1494 nucleotides. RefSeq lists its product as uncharacterized. Bases 146 to 1228 code for a protein of 360 amino acids. The transcript has 11 exons. Gene Ontology annotation, biological process: maturation of 5.8S rRNA; maturation of LSU-rRNA. Gene Ontology annotation, molecular function: rRNA primary transcript binding. Gene Ontology annotation, cellular component: nucleolus; preribosome, large subunit precursor. NCBI's taxonomy places the organism in Eukaryota, Viridiplantae, Streptophyta, Magnoliopsida, Poales, Poaceae. The record is from RefSeq and is marked provisional.
GUUAUUCAUUCCCUUUCCUCCCGUCUCCCACUCGAGCGAGCCACCGCCGCCAACGUUCCCGCCUUCUAUCCCUUAACCCUAGCCGCCGCCGCCGCCGCCGCCGCUUAAACCCUCGCUGCGGAAACUACAGCAACCCCCGCCGGCGAUGGUGAAGGAGAAUAAGCGGAAGCAGCCUCCUGCCGACGCGGCGCCGCCUCCGGGCGACGAGGGUGAGGGGAGGAGCGGGCGGAAGGGCAAGAAGGCCAGGAAGGAGAAGGCGGAGGCGAUACUGCCGUCGCAGAUCAAGAACAAGGACAAGCGCCGCGAGGUGCACGCCAAGCUUAAGCGAGAGAAGAAGGCCCAGAAGCGCGCGCUCGCCCGCGAGCGCGGCCAGGCCGCCCGCCGCGCCGAAGAGCUCGGCGAGCAGCCGCCGGAGAGGCAGGUGCCCCGCACGAUCGAGAACACCAGGGAGCCCGAUGAGACUGUGUGCCGGCCCGACGACCAGGAGCUGUUUGCAGGAAAUGAUGCGGAUGAAUUCAGUGCAGUUCUAAAGCAGCACAUAACCCCGAAAAUAUUGAUUACGACAUGCCGCUUCAAUUCAGGGAGGGGACCUGCAUUUAUUGAUGAGUUAAUGCAAGUGAUACCGAAUUCUCAGUAUGUGAAAAGAGGAACAUAUGAACUCAAGAAAAUUGUGGAAUAUGCAAAUAACAGGGAUUUCACGUCACUUGUUGUUGUCCACACAAAUCGAAGGGAACCUGAUGCUCUACUUAUCAUCGGGUUACCUGAUGGCCCUACUGCACAUUUCAAACUCUCCAAACUUGUUCUUCGGAAGGACAUCAAGAACCACGGCAAUCCUACGAGCCAUAAACCAGAGCUAGUACUGAACAAUUUCACUACACGCCUUGGUCAUCGUGUUGGAAGGAUGAUCCAGUCUCUCUUCCCUCAAGAUCCCAAUUUCCGCGGGCGCCGUGUUGUGACCUUCCACAACCAGCGAGACUACAUAUUUUUCCGCCAUCACAGGUACAUCUUCGAGACAAAAGAAAAGAAGGUUGCUUCGAAGGAAAAGACAUCUGGAAGCAAAAGCGGAUCUGAGAAGCAGCAAGUGAUUUGUCGGCUUCAGGAAUGUGGGCCUCGCUUCACCCUCAAGCUGCUCACCUUGCAGCAUGGGACCUUCGACACGAGGAGCGGGGAGUACGAGUGGGUUCACAAGCCGGAUAUGGAUACGAGCAGGCGGAGAUUCUUCUUGUGAUGCCCCAACUCCAUCCUGCGGAACUUCUUUUCUUAAAAAAAAACUUUGACCCCUGUUUUGCUGAAGCAGUUUUGUGGAACCAUCAGUGAGCAGCAAGUGAUACGGACUUUUAUUUUUAUUUUUUAUUGUUCUGGUUUCGGCGCCAGUGCGUUGAACACCAAAACCAAAAGUGCCGGAUGCUCCGAUCCUAAGGCCUGAACAGUCUAUGCCUCCGUGAUCAGAUUAACUCAGAUGAUUAUCCUUAUCUUGUAUGUGGUUAUAUAUCU